Messenger RNA from Myotis davidii, 2260 nucleotides. It is a transcript of the gene ATP11C, whose product is annotated as ATPase, class VI, type 11C. The record is from RefSeq and is a predicted model, not a curated record. Gene Ontology annotation, molecular function: ATPase-coupled intramembrane lipid carrier activity; magnesium ion binding; ATP hydrolysis activity. Gene Ontology annotation, biological process: phospholipid translocation. The annotation marks the transcript as partial. Gene Ontology annotation, cellular component: trans-Golgi network; endoplasmic reticulum; plasma membrane. The transcript has 17 exons. Lineage: Eukaryota; Metazoa; Chordata; Mammalia; Chiroptera; Vespertilionidae.
GUGGACUAUGUAUUUACAGAUAAAACUGGAACACUCACUGAAAACAGCAUGGAAUUCAUUGAAUGCUGCAUAGAUGGGCACAAGUAUAAAGGUGUAACUCAGGAAACUGAUGGACUCUCUCAAACUGAUGGACCUUUAACAUAUAUUGAUAAAGCAGAUAAGAAUCGAGAAGAGCUCUUUCUGCGUGCCUUGUGUUUAUGCCAUACUGUAGAAAUUAAAGUAAAUGAUGCUGUUGAUGGAGCUACAGAAUCAGCUGAAUUAACCUAUGUGGCCUCUUCACCAGAUGAAAUAGCUUUGGUGAAAGGAGCUAAAAAGUAUGGGUUCACAUUUUUAGGAACUCAGAAUGGCCAUAUCAGAAUAGAGAACCAAAGACAAGAAAUAGAAGAGUAUAAACUUCUUCACACCUUAAACUUUGAUUCUGUCCGCCGUCGUAUGAGUGUUAUUGUGAAGACUAAAGAAGGAGGCAUACUUCUCUUUUGUAAAGGUGCCGACUCAGCAAUUUUCCCCAGGGUGCAUAAUCAUAACAUUGAGUCAACCAAAGCACAUGUGGAACGAACUUCAAUGGAUGGGUAUCGGACACUUUGUGUAGCCUUCAAAGAAAUUCCUCCAGAUGCUUAUGAAAGAAUUGACAGACAGCUCGUAGAGGCAAAAUUGGCCUUACAACAGAGAGAAGAAAAAUUGGAAACAAUUUUUGAUGAUAUUGAGACAAACAUGAAUUUAAUUGGAGCCACUGCAGUGGAAGACAAGCUACAAGAUCAAGCAGCUGAGACCAUUGAAGCUCUGCAUGCAGCAGGUCUGAAAGUCUGGGUGCUUACUGGGGAUAAGAUGGAGACAGCCAAAUCCACCUGCUAUGCCUGCCGCCUUUUCCAAACCAGCACUGAGCUCUUAGAAUUGACCACAAAUACCAUUGAAGAAAGUGAAAGGAAAGAAGAUCGAUUACAUGAAUUGUUGAUAGAAUACCGUAAGAAGUUGCUGCAUGAAUUUCCUAAAAGUACUAGAAGCCUUAAAAAAGCAUGGACAGAACAACAGGAAUAUGGAUUAAUCAUUGAUGGCUCCACAUUAUCACUCAUAUUAAAUUCUAAUCAUGACUCCAGUUCUAACAAUUACAAAAGCAUUUUCGUACAGAUUUGUAUGAAGUGCACUGCAGUGCUCUGCUGCCGGAUGGCACCAUUGCAGAAAGCACAGAUUGUCAGAAUGGUGAAGAAUUUAAAAGGGAGCCCAAUAACACUGUCGAUAGGUGAUGGUGCCAAUGAUGUUAGUAUGAUCUUGGAAUCCCAUGUGGGAAUAGGUAUUAAAGGCAAAGAAGGUCGCCAAGCAUCCAGAAAUAGCGAUUAUUCUGUUCCAAAGUUUAAACAUUUAAAGAAAUUGCUAUUGGGUCAUGGACAUCUAUAUUAUGUGAGAAUAGCACACCUUGUACAGUAUUUCUUCUAUAAGAACCUUUGUUUCAUUUUGCCACAAUUUUUGUACCAGUUCUUCUGCGGAUUCUCACAACAGCCACUGUAUGAUGCUGCUUACCUUACAAUGUACAAUAUCUGCUUCACAUCCUUGCCCAUCCUAGCCUACAGUCUACUGGAACAGCAUGUCAACAUUGACACUCUGACUUCAGAUCCACGAUUGUAUAUGAAAAUUUCUGGCAAUGCAAUGCUGCAGUGGGGCCCCUUCUUAUAUUGGACAUUUCUGGCUGCAUUUGAAGGGAUAGUAUUCUUCUUUGGGACUUAUUUUCUUUUUCAGAAUUCAUCCCUAGAAGAAAAUGCAAAGGUGUAUGGAAACUGGACUUUUGGAACCAUUGUUUUUACAAUCUUAGUAUUCACUGUAACUCUGAAGCUUGCCUUGGAUACUCGCUUCUGGACAUGGAUAAAUCACUUUGUGAUAUGGGGUUCUUUAGCCUUUUAUGUAUUUUUCUCAUUCUUCUGGGGAGGAAUUAUUUGGCCUUUUCUCAAACAACAGAGAAUGUAUUUUGUAUUUGCUCAAAUGCUGUCUUCUGUAUCCACAUGGUUGGCCAUAGUUCUUCUAAUAUUUAUCAGCCUUUUCCCUGAGAUUCUCCUGAUAGUAUUAAAGAAUGUAAGAAGAAGAAGUGCCAGGAAUCAGAAUCUUGAACUGCCUAUGUUAUUGUCCUACAAGCAUAUUGACAGUGGUUACAGCUAGAAAAGAAAGCAUGAAGAAACAACUACAAAAAGUUAAUCAUCUCAGGAUACUCGAUAUGCAACAAACUAAACAACUCUCUUAUGUCUAGGGUUCAGAAUAAAUGUCCAUUAAAAUA